This is a messenger RNA of Fraxinus pennsylvanica, 372 nucleotides long. The record is from the annotation of a GenBank genome assembly. NCBI's taxonomy places the organism in Eukaryota, Viridiplantae, Streptophyta, Magnoliopsida, Lamiales, Oleaceae.
AUGCCUUAUGGUGGAUGCUGGAGGCAAUUGAAGAGUAUUUUUGUUCUCCGGCUUCUAAGUAAUAAAAAGGUAGUCUUUUCAUUCCAUCUGGGAAGAAGAAAUGACCAUUGUGAUGAAAAAGGGGAAAAUGGAAAGAAAUUCCUAUAUCCAUUAAGGGAAACCACGGAAAUGGUGGAGCAAGGUGAUAAGUCCAUCAUCAAGUGGGCUCUUACCAAAGAGGACUGGACUUACGACAUUGCUCGCCGAGGCCCGAUCGGCCACUCCCACUUCGUGCAGGAUGUAGUUCGUGGGACGGCGAGCUUCGCCUAUGGAACUUUUCGACCGGAGCCACCACCCACCAAUUUGUCAGCUACUCCAAGGAUGUUUCGCUGA